GUAAAUAUAUACUAUCAGUACACUUAUAUUAAAAUUAUUAUGCUGUGCACGUUUUGUUUACCCGAAAAAUGUGAUUCAAACUUUCAGUUUUUUAAAUCUUAACUGCGUUGUUUAAGAAAAAAAAAACCCUAAAUUUAUUAUUGUUUAUUAAUAAUAAAUCAAUCGAUCGAAUAAUCGUUUGCGGGUAUACCUAAGUACGAAGUAAAAUAUGAGUGCACAAAAUAGUGAUAAUGACCGUUAUAAAAAGGAAUAUUCGAGAAUAAGGAAACUGACGAGUAGAUAUGACAUACGGACUCAAUCAAAUGAAUUUGGUUUGUCGGAAGAUCAAGUUGCGGAAUUCAAAGAAGCAUUUAUGUUGUUCGAUAAAGACCAUGAUGGACGGAUUACUGAGGCAGAACUAGGAGUGGUCAUGAGAUCUUUGGGUCAAAGGCCUACUGAAACUGAUUUGCGAGGUAUGGUUAAAGAAGUGGAUAAAGAUGGCAAUGGUAGUAUUGAGUUUGAUGAAUUCCUGCUAAUGAUGGCUAGAAAACUAAAAGCAGCAGAUGGCGAGGAAGAAAUGCACCAAGCUUUUAAAGUAUUUGACAAAAAUGGCGAUGGAUUCAUAACAUUUGAUGAACUCAAACGUGUUAUGUGCAGUAUCGGAGAAAGGCUCACUGAUGAAGAAAUUGAGGACAUGAUAAAAGAAGCAGAUUUAAAUGGUGAUAAAAAAAUUGAUUAUAAAGAAUUUAUUACAAUAAUAAGUUCUAAGAAAUAAAACGAAUUACGGAUGUUUUACGCCAGAAUUUCUUCUGAAUUCUGCAUACACCGCAUCAUCAGCACCAGACAUAGAACUCAUUUUACCAGACAUUUUCUUAUAGGACUUGGAUGUACCCUCAUAUGGCAUUCGUUCCUCAUCUGCAUCUGUGUCAUUGGCUGCUAAGACUUUACUUAAUAAUAAACCUUGAUCUUCUCUACUAGAAUAAAAUAGCUCUGGAUCCUAAAGUAAAAUAUACAGUAUAAUUUUAAAAUA
Molecule: messenger RNA, 1009 nt
Organism: Acyrthosiphon pisum (pea aphid)
Lineage: Eukaryota; Metazoa; Arthropoda; Insecta; Hemiptera; Aphididae
Product: calmodulin-A
Exons: 6
Coding region: 209-754 (181 amino acids)
Molecular function (GO): calcium ion binding
Source: RefSeq, a predicted model, not a curated record